Molecule: messenger RNA, 2262 nt
Organism: Hydra vulgaris (swiftwater hydra)
Lineage: Eukaryota; Metazoa; Cnidaria; Hydrozoa; Anthoathecata; Hydridae
Molecular function (GO): protein dimerization activity
Source: RefSeq, a predicted model, not a curated record
UUAUAAAUGAAAAAAUUUCUGUUGCAGAAGCCAUGUGGCUUUUUAAAGUCAGAGAAUGAUCUUGCCUUAAGACAUUGUGACAACACACCAAUAUUGUUCCAAAGAAUGUUUCCAGAUAGUAAAAUAAGUCAAGGUUUUACUAUGAGUCGGCAAAAAGCUUCAUAUAUUUUGCAAGAUGGCCUUGGGCCAUUGUUGGAAAAGCGUUUAUGUAAUAGUAUCACGUUAAGUUAAGGUGCAUUCACUUAAAUGUUUGAUGAAACAACUACUUCACAACAAAGAAAACAAAUGGAUCUUUUAUGUCGUUUUUGGUCAGAAGACGAAAACCAAGUUGUUAAAAAAUAUUUAACAUCGCUGUUCUUUGGCAGAGCAACAGCAGAAGAUGUCAAAACAAUGCUAGAAGAUUUACGUCAUAAUGAAAGGUUUUAUUUACCAUGGGAUCGUCUUUUUAAUAUUUCAGCAGAUGGUCCUAAUAUUAACAAAGCUAUUUGGAGAUUGUUAAAUGCUGAUCUUCAUAGCAAUGGUUUUAAUGGCUUUUUACCAUUUGUAAGUUGCACUUUGCACACAGUGCAUAAUGCUUUUCGAAAAGCAAUUAAUGUUGUCGGUGAGGAUGCUGAGCAGCUUGCAUUUGAUUUACAUACCUGGUUCAAGAAUGCACCCUGUAAAAUAGAAGAUUUUAAAAAAUUAUCAGAUUGCAUUUUUAUUGAAGAUGAAACAUUGUUUCUUCGUUUUGUCAAUACUUGAUGGCUCACUCUUUCUUCUUCACUUAUAAAGGUUCUAUUAAGGUGGGAAGACACCAAGAAAUAUUUUUUGGAAUAUAUUCCAAAACAAAAGGAGUAUAAAAAGACACUGACAAAGAACAAGCGUUAUAUUCGGAUUCAAAGAAGUCUUAGGGAAACUGAAAAUGUAAUUAAAGUUAUUCUUCUUAUUUUUUUUUUUGAAUUAUUACAUAUAAUAGAGAAUUGAUUAUUUUAGGAGUUACUUGUGUCCAUCAAAUUCCUUAUUGGUUUAGCUCCCUUGUUUAAGAAAUACUUGACAAUAUUUCAAGAUGAAGGACCACUUGUUCAUAUUUUAUUUUAUAAAAUGAAAAAUCUUUUAAUAUCUUUAAUGAAAUGUUUCCUUCAACCGACUGCUGUUAAUGGAAAGCUUACUAAAGAUCUUUUAAAAAUUGAUUCUUCCGAAUUUCCGAUUCAACUAUCCACCUGGAUUUGAAUAAAAUAAACUUUGGCGAGGAAGCUAAAAACCAGGUGAACAAAAUAUCAUGUGAAAAAAAAAGAUUUGUCUGCUUACAGCAAAUGAGAGAUGGAUAUAUAUCUGUUGUAAAACACUUGCAAAAAAAACUUCCACUUGAUUUGCAGAUAUUAAAAGAUAUGACUUGUUUGGGUGCUCAAAUGAGAUCAGAACCUUGGACUGUUAAUGCAAUUGGGCGAAUAGCAGUUACGAUGCCACAUGUAAUUACGGAAAGGGAGGUAUCAUUUGUGAAAGAUGAAUGGAAGUUAUACCAAGCAGCUAAUAUAUCAAAAGACUGGUAUAUAGAUUUUGAUACAAAAAAACUAAAAAGAGUAGACCAUUAUUGGGCUAAAGUUUUUGAAAGUAACAAUGAAUAUGGAAAAACAAAGUAUGGGUAUCUCAGUAAAGUUGUUAAGAGCUGUUUAACAAUUCAGAAUGGAAAUGCCAGUGCUGAGCGAAGUUUAUCUGAUAACAAAAAUACAUUAACUCCUGAGAGAGUAAAUCUAAAUGAUAAAACAUUAAUGGCUUUGAGAAUAUCAAAAGAAUAUGCAAGAAGUUGCAGAGGAGCAUAUAAUGUUGAUGCACUCUCCAAAGACUUUGUUCAUGCUGUUCGAAAUGCUCAUAAAAUAUAUAAAAAAAGAAAAGCUGAAGAAGACGAAGAAAAAAAAAAAAUUAUAUUCAUGAGCAAGAACUAAUGAAUAAAGAAAAAGAGCAGAAAGAAAUGCUUGAAAAAAUUGAAAAUCAAAAUAAAAAUUUAGAUCAACAGGAAAAAAGUCUAAAGAAUGAUGAAAAAAAUGCAGAUCUUGAGUUUCAGCUUGCUCAAAGAAUGCUCGAUGAAGCAGCAAAAUCCAUGCAAAGUGUCAUUAUUAAGGAAGACAUGAUGGGUAUAAAAAUUGCCCAUGAAAUGGUAAACAGCGCAAAAAUAAGUCUUGAAAAUGCUACAUCUCAUAGAAAUGAACAGAAAAAGUUGAGAGAAAAUAUUGGUUUAAAACGUAAAAGUGAAAUGGAUAGAUUAAUUGAGCGUUGCAAAAAGUU